This is a messenger RNA of Cotesia glomerata, 478 nucleotides long. RefSeq lists its product as uncharacterized. The transcript is spliced from 3 exons. Lineage: Eukaryota; Metazoa; Arthropoda; Insecta; Hymenoptera; Braconidae. The record is from RefSeq and is a predicted model, not a curated record. Bases 15 to 389 code for a protein of 124 amino acids.
GCCAAGCGAUCAAGAUGUUCACCGCCGCUUUUAAUUAUGAAGGUUACGGAACAUGGUAUAUGUUUGUAACCUCUGUAUAUAACAACAGGGUCUUACGUCAAGGAGUACGGCUUUUGCGCGAGCUCAUGGGGCCAAUCACUCCCGGGAGGGCACUCUGUGUGGUUGGUGAAUUAAUUGGCUUAUUCGGGCCUCCAGCUCCUGAAGUAGCCUAUGCCGCUAUGUAUUUCUUUUUGUUGGAACUCCGAGGACCUGGAGGCGUCUGUGGUUUCGACGAAUUUGUCACUCCUAACCUUUUAGAUAUUGAAAGGUUGAGGGCGGCUUUAAUUGAAUUCGUUUUUAAUAAUUCUACUUCUUGGAGGUGUCAGGUUCCUGCUGACCGACGUGUUUGACGCAGAACUCCCGCACAGCCUGUUGGGUGGGAGCGAGGUUUCAUCCGUGAGCUAACCCCAGCCGAGAAGGAAGAAGAAUAGAGCAGGAA